Messenger RNA from Zootermopsis nevadensis, 4666 nucleotides. RefSeq names its product Programmed cell death 4 (gene Pdcd4). Lineage: Eukaryota; Metazoa; Arthropoda; Insecta; Blattodea; Termopsidae. Gene Ontology annotation, biological process: negative regulation of DNA-templated transcription. Gene Ontology annotation, cellular component: cytosol; nucleus. The record is from RefSeq and is a predicted model, not a curated record.
AACCCAAACAAACACGCAGAGCGUUUGAUGACGUUGUAGGAAGUGGAUGUAGUUGACGGGAGUGCGGUUGCGUGUAUUUACCGGUAGGCAAUUUAGUUAAACUUUUAUCUGUAUUUUAACAGCAUUCUUGUGUACCUGAUUCACACAUUUGACUGACAUUAAAGACUGACGUUCCUUCAAAAUGAUGGAGCAAGAGGUUUUGAACGGCCACGAUGCCGAAAUCGUGCCAGAUGAAGACCAAAAUGGCGUCGCAAAUGAAGUUUCUGGAACUGCCGGUGCCGAAGGCAUAAAUAGUUCGGACUCAGUGUCUGUUGAACAUAGAAUUAAACGGAAAGCAAAGAGACUUAUAAAGCAACUGAGUAAGGAAGUUGUUACUGUAGGUGCUACCACAGUACAGGGCACAAGGCUUUUGAAGAACAGCCGAAGACCACGGAAUGGAUUCGGGAGGGGACUGCCAAAGAAAGGAGGUGCUGGGGGCAAGGGUGUGUGGGGGAAGUUGGGGUCAGAGCUAGUUGAAGCAGAUGUUGACAUGAAUGACCCUAAUUAUGACAGUGACUCCAUUGAUAAUGGUGACAUCGAACUCAAGACCAUCAUUCCUGAAAUGUCUGAUGAAGACAUCCAGAAAGGAGCCGAGCCGAUCAUUUUGGAAUACUUUGAACAUGGAGACACUGCAGAAGCAGCACUAGCCUUUGAUGAACUUAACUGUGGUACAAAACGGUAUAUGAUUCCAGUAUUAACUGUGGAAAUUGCAAUGGAUCACAAACCGUCCCAUCGUGAAAUGACGUCAGUUCUCAUUUCUGAUCUCUAUGGACGCAUUGUAACUCAAAAGGAUAUUGGUAGAGCCUUUGAGAUGCUUCUGAAGAACCUCCCAGACUUGGUGCUGGACACGCCUGAUGCAGCCAUUGUGCUCGGCAACUUCAUAGCUCGAGCAGUGGCUGAUGACUGUCUUCCACCAAAAUUUGUCCAGAUCUGCAAGGAAAAAGUUGACUGUGACCAUGCCAGACAAGCCCUGUCUCGUGCAGACACACUGCUGUCAAUGAAGCAUGGACUAGUACGACUGGACAAUGUGUGGGGAGUGGGUGGUGGGCUCCGACCUGUCAAGUAUCUCACUCGUCAGAUGACGCUGCUCCUUCAGGAGUACUUGUCUUCAGGUGAUCUUCAGGAAGCAACCAGAUGUCUUUUGGAUUUGGAAGUGCCACACUUUCACCAUGAGCUGGUGUAUGAGGCUGUUGUUAUGACAAUUGAGGCCAUAAAUGGCCAUACCGAGGAAAUGAUGUGUAAAUUGCUCAAGUCUUUGUAUGCUGCCAUCAUAAUAACCCCAGACAUGAUGGAGAGGGGAUUUAUUCGAGUAUAUGAAGACAUGCCCGACAUAUGUUUGGACGUUCCUCUAGCUUAUACAGUGCUUGAGAGAUUUGUGGAGCGCUGCCAGAAGGGAGGUUUCCUCACAGAUGAGGUCAUCAAGAAGAUGCCAUCCAGGGGCCGUAAACGUUUUGUGUCUGAGGGUGAUGGUGGCCGUGUGAAGAAUCACGAUUUUGUGUGAGGGCAGUCCUGAAAGUUCUCUUGUGUCAAACCAAAUGUCAGCAGUCAGGCCUACCAGUAAUGUCAUCUGCCCUUUUUUGAUUGCUCCAGCAUCUGUCUGUUCAACCUACUGGAUGAUCCUAUAAUUGUACAGACAGUGAAUGUGUUCCACGAGUAUUCCUUAUGGCCAUUAUUGUUUCGGCUACUACUGUGACAACAUACAGGUGAAAUAGAUUAUGUAAAUUUUCAUAACUUUGGAAAAGUAAGGAUCUUUAAUUUACACAGUUCAAAUUAAACAUGUUGUCUGUCUUCUAUGGCUAGGAUUUAUUAUAAUUUUCAUGAACCAUUUUUUAAUUUUGUUUGCAUUUACUUCAUGAUAAGUAUAAAAAUGUUUUUGUGUUUACAUACAUAUUCAAGUUCAUGACUCGUUAUGGGUGAAUGAGAGUGUUAUGAGAGGAGUUGUGUAAAUUACAGUUGGUGGGGGAUUAAGAUGUCUGAGCAAAGUUGGUUUUAGAUUCUUCUUCUUCUUCUUCUGUCUUUUGAGAGAAGUGUCACUUUAAAUUUUCCUGAAUCCACUGACCUGUAUGUAACCUUUUCAUUUACUCCCCUCCCAUUCUGUUAUUCAAACUUUUCACUUGGGUUGCCUCUAAAUCUCUGUUCAUACAGUGAUUGCAAAAAUGUGUUUAUAUGUUAGAUAGUACUUAACGAUGAAGUUGAUAAUUGUAUUUGCUACACACAAGCUAUUGUGAAUGUCAUAUUCUAUGUUUUUCAAAACUGACUCUAGCGUGUAUCAAAGAAUACAAGUUUAUAUAUAUAAAAAAUUCAUUUUGGAGAAGGUUAAUUUUUUAAUUGGAAUGUGUGUUCAUAAAUUCUCUCUCUUCGUGCAUUAUCAGAUUAUCUACCAGAAGUUAUAAAGAAAUUGUCUAUGUCAAAUUUUGCUUUUGAAAUGUUUUUUUUAAGUUAUCAAUACCAUGAAACAUGUUACAAGUCCAGGUCCAUUAAAAUUGCACUCUCUUAUAGUUGAAUAUGUGCUGAUAUUGACAAGUGUGCUUUGGGAGCUAUGGUUUGCAGAACAAAAUGAAACUAUUUCUGUGUCAGAAGACACUGAAUGGAUAUAUUUUAUUCAGCAUAUAUUUUCAAACUAGCAGCAUUUAAAAGCCAUUAUCCACCACCAUUAUAAUGAGUAUCUUUUUAGGGUAUGAUUGAAUCUUUUUUGAUAGUUAUAAAUAUAAUAUCCUUCAAACCUAUAAAUAAAGAAGCAUAUUUAGAUGACAGUUAACCAGACCUUAUUGAAAACCCAGGGAUUCUUGCACUUUAUGUAAUUUCAUGGUGGGCAGAUAACAGUAGGUUGAGGAAUUGAGUAUAAGCAAAAUUGUGCCUCUGACUUCACCAGAUUUGUGUGUCUAGUAGAUGGAUUUAAGUGUUGUGAUGAAAGAUCAUUUGGUUAUAAGAUAUGUUUCGGUAUUUCUUUCAUACAGAUAUCAAGAAUAAUGAUUUGUGUACAAGAUGACUGGGAGCUAGCACUGUUUCCAUGUUAUUCCAGGCAUUUCAGAGGUAAAUAGGGUUCGCCCAUAAUGGUUCUUUUCAGGUCGUAACUACUAGUUUUAGACCGCUCUGAUUGUUUUGAUUUGAACAAGCAUUGAGCAUUAAUUUGUCCAGAUUGUGGAAGACCUGUGUUUCUGGAGUCUUCUGGCACAGUAUCUAAGAAAUUCUUAUUUACAUCACCAUAUCACCAAAAUAUUCAUUUUUCAGUUGCAUAUCUGGAUGAUUCUGAAUUCAUUGAGUCAUGUUAAUUCAGUUUAGAACGGGAAGAUCCAUACUUGAAUGUAUGCAUAUGUAAUGAUUGAAGUGAAAAAAAUACUAAAUUUGUUUCAUGUGCACUUGUUCUUAUAGUCUCUAAGAAAACUUUGGUCUUCCCUUUCUUGCACCUCGUCCCAUUAGUAAUGUGUGUUUGCAGCAGAUUUUUUGUGUUACAUCUGUUUAGAGUCUAAUUUUUGUAAUUUGUGUUUUCCAAGUUUUAAUUAUAUGGUGCCACUUAGAAACUUGUAACCUACGCAAGACUGUAAUGAUUUGACCUUCAAGAUGUGAAGAGUUUUGUUAGUUUACAACUUUGAUGUUGCCUGUUGCUCAUACAGCAACUACAUCUGGACAUUUAUUUUUUUUAUUAUUCUCUUGUUUCCCUGUUUCUUUGUUUUUACAUGGUAUGUCUUAUUGUCUUCAGUUAUCUUUAGUUUGAGUUACAAGGGUUUUCUUGUCCAUGGGACCAUGUUUUCUGUGUGGUAUUAUUUUAUGGAGAGAGAAUAUUGAGCACCAAGUUUAUUCUGUGUGCGCGCGCGCACACACAACUGUCACUAUGUAGAUGGACCAAUACAUAGAGAUUUUGAAUUACUCUCAUUCACCAGGUGAUAAAGCAUUAGUAAACUACCGGCACAGCAUGGUAAAAUAAUAAAUUAGUUAUUUUUCACUAUAGGUAGAACUUGCAAAGUUAUCACUGAAUAUAAAGGUAACAUCAAAUGUAUUCUUUGCUCAGGGCUUGAGUGUAAUUAUUCAAGGAUGAGAGAACAGGCCAUGAUAAUGGUAGUAUUGGUACCAUAUAGGGAGUCAGCCGGGAUACAUGAAAUACUGUAAGCAGGUAAAUAUAAAAAAUGUCAGUUUCCCCAGAGUAAAUACAGUCUUAAUAUAGAAAUAAGAAAAGAAAACCAAUGAGUAUUGGGUGAUACAUUCACAGACACUGACUGUAUUUACAAAGGGAUAUUAUGGUUACAAAAAGUGUCACAAAAUGUACAUUUUAAUGGAAAAUUCAAUGUUCUCUCAGCCUUAGAAUAUUCAAGUCUGAGUUGAUGAACAGUAUGAUUCUUUAAAAUUUGCUUGUUAAAUGCAAAGAUACAGAAUAAAUGUCUGCAAGCUGAAAUUGCAUAUAGUUUUGUUUUUAGUUUUGUUAUGUGUUAAAUAUUUUUAUGCCUAAUUUUUGAAUGACUUUGAAAUACUUCUGAUAUUUGAAACAUUGUAAAAUGUUUCUCUUACAUAUUUAACAUAUGUUUGUUUAUUGAACAUUUACUUAAGUAUAAAUUGUAAUGUUACAUGAUUUUUGGAACAUUCAUGACUCUGUCAUACAAGAAUAAAACAUCUGCAUACUUCCAUGUUUUGA